Frieseomelitta varia is the source of this 2892-nucleotide messenger RNA. RefSeq lists its product as uncharacterized. The record is from RefSeq and is a predicted model, not a curated record. NCBI's taxonomy places the organism in Eukaryota, Metazoa, Arthropoda, Insecta, Hymenoptera, Apidae. Bases 2286 to 2549 code for a protein of 87 amino acids. The transcript has 3 exons.
AGUGAGCCCGGCAGUGAGGCGAAACGUUGGGCUCCGCGCGGGAGUCUCGUGGCCGCCCGCCUUUUCUUUUAAGUCGGGGUGCCUUUUUCCUUACACCCACCCCCCGCCCCUUUUUUUCCGUCGCCCUCGCGGCUCUACGGACCGAUCGUCGCUCUCUUUUCAAGGCACGCGAGUAGAGAGAGGCUCGUCGCCGUGAUCGUUCCGCGAAUACGUACGUACACCGUCAUCAGUCAACGGGGUUCGUUCUUCUGGUUCCGUCUUUCUUUCAUUCCGAUUUCUUCUUCGCCUUCGGUCGCGUCGCGUCGCUCGCGGUUUCGUCACACCGCGAGAGGUUAGCCGCUGGGAAUGAAAACGCGCGACUCGCCGAGUGGAUGAAGGAUCGGAUCGCAGAUUCGCACAGAAGGGGAGGAAAAAAAGACUAGACAGGGGAAAAAGAGAGAGAGAGAGAGAGAGAGAGAGAGAGAGAGAGAGAAACGGAGAGAGAGAAGGGGAUAGAGAGACGGGGUUUCUCGAGACGGGACGGUGCGGAGACACAGACACCGUGGACGCGAGUUGGCUGCGGUACCGGAGAGGAUCUACCGCAGGAAGACCGGCGGUGGUGCGUGACCUCCGGCUCUAGCCACAUGACACGGUGUUCGAUCUCGCGUGCACAAUCUCGUUACGGUUCUUUCAACGAGAAGAGGAUAUCGUGCGUUCUCUUGGUGAUCGUUGCGACGCGUUGGUGGUAUCGGUCGGUCGGUGGGUGUCGAGGUGUCGGUGACGACGGUGUCGGUGUAGGUGUAGGUAUAGGUGUAGGUGUAGGUGUCGGUGUCGCUGGUCGCGGGGCGAUCUCUUUCGGCGAGGCCUCUCGGCGGCGAGCCGAAGCAACCACGUUCUUCGUUUCCGCGUUCUUCGUUCAGUGGCUGGUUUGAAUGUUUCGUUUCGUUCCAAGUGGACGCGGAGGAAGCAGGAGGGUGCAACGUGGUUAGAUAACACGGGCGACGACAUUCGUUUGCCAAUGUCAAUGUUAACAGUGGUUGGAAGACGGCCACGGUGAUAUCGCUGGCACGCGUAACACUCACUCGUACCGUCUAACACAUUCCGCUCGUCCAUGUGCUCCAGUUGGCUCGGCAACGGCAACGACAACGACGACAACGACAACGUGAAUGGGAACGGGCGCAAGCACGGCAAGAACGGAAACAGAAACGGAAACGGAAACGGCAAUGGUAACUGCAACGGCAACGAGAACGGCAACGGCUGCAAUGGGUCGCUCGGCUGGGGACAGAGAGUGAGAGAGGUGAGACAACCAGGGGCACGAGGCGAAAGAAACGCGUGGCGUCACGGAGUCACGAGGAGACGCAGGCUUGCAAAAGGAAGGGAGGCGGCACGGAAGGGGCUACGAGCGGAAGCGGUGGGCGAGCAAGUGGAAAAAGAGGAGAAAAGGUGGGAGGAAGGGAUCGUCGGUGGGAAGAGGGUGGGCCGAAGAGCAGAAGAGUAAGAAGAGGAGCAGAAGAGAGCGUGACCGGCGGCGGAGUGGAAGAAGGGAAGAAGAAUCGGCGCGGUGUCGCGGGGCAAGUGCGAGGAAGUUUCGGUGGUACGCGAAUGGAGGAAAGUCGGUGCGGGGCGGAAAGAGCCUUGUGAAGAAACUAAGGAUUAGAUGGUGGAGGUGCCGGAGAGGCGGGCUAGGGAGCCUACGGGGCCGAUCGAGGCACCUCGCACCUACCUGUGCGGGCCAGGCAGCCCAGCGAACCGCGUCCUCGUCACGCGAUUGCAAUCGCGAUCGUCUCACCAGCGGCCCCGUCUCUGUCACUUUCACGUUUCCUGCGUUCUCACGGCGGAUGGCCACGCGCUGAUCUCUGGAAGGCAGCACGCUGAUAGUUGCUCGCUGCGGCUGGCGGCUGGCCAUCAGCCAUCUACCGACCAGUUACCGGCCAUCGACGAGAAGCUCUUCGGCUCUUCGGAGAGCAGGAGGCCCCUGGGGAUCGUGGUGUCGACGCGCGGGGCCAACGCGAGUGCCGUCGUCGUCGUCGUCGUCGUCGUCAUCGUCAUCGUCAUCAUCGUCGGCGGCGGGAACGAGCACGCGGAACGCUGGAACUUUGCGCGGAAUCGCGGCGGUGGCGAAUCGGCUCGGAUCGAGAAAGUUUGUCGCUGUUGCUGUUGUCGCUGCUGCGAGGAGAACAAGGAGAACAAGGUGACGAGGGGGCAGGAUAAGUGGUGCUGGAGAGAAGUGGUUUCGGCGAAGCUAGUGGAGCGUCGUGCGGAGCCCAGGAAGGGCUCCUUAGAAAGGAGCGAGACUGGCGAGCGCAAUGUGGCAAAGCGGCGGCAUGGGCGCCCAUGCGGCCAACAAUCCAUGGAUGAAAUUAAUGGGCAUUGUCCACAAGGAGAGAAGGCAUCACGAUUCGGGCUCUGCCGCUGCCGCCGCUUCCGGUGUUCAGGGCUCUGCGACCACCGGCAGCAACGACCGGACCCUCAAUCAAGGACUCACCGCUCCGGACUGCCCCCUCUGCGAAAAAGCGACAAAGAGGCCGCCUCCAUGCAACAUGCAGAUGAUCCUGGUUGCUGGCGGGUGAGUCCACCAUAGUCUCCCAGAAAGAACGCACUGUCACGCACAACAAGUCCCCCUUCUCUAUCUAUGUGUGCUCCCGCCUCUGUCUUUGUUCUCCCCUCCCCUCCCCCCCCUCCCCCUCCCCCGCCCCUUUGUGUCUUUUUUUUUUCUUUUUCUUUUUGACCGCCAAACGCUGCAAAACGGUGCUUAACUGUCGCUCGUUUACUCGAGAAUCGCCAAUCUGCCAGGCUUCAAUCUUUCUGUGUUUGUGUGUCGUACAUGUCUGUCUGUCUGUCUGUCUGUCUGUCUGUUCGAUCGUGCGUUUGUAUGUUCGUUCGGUGUUCUCUCGGCUCGUUUUUUUUUGAAAA